CCCGCUUCGUGACUCUUAAAACAGCCAAUUGCUUCUUCUUUGGUCCUUUCUCCGCCCUUUUUCUCCUCUCCAACGCAUCUGUGUCACCGUCACCCUCCUGUCCACACAUAUUGACGUUUUCAAAUUCUUGCCCACGCCAUGGCGCCGCCCGCGAGCUCAGAAGCGGCUGGCAAUGCGAUAUCAGACAUCGCUUCUGAGUCCGAGUCCGAGUCUGAAUCUGAUGGCUCCUCAACAGUCCGCCAGUACUCUAUGAUAAACUCUUAUCGUCGGCCUUCCUACGUGAAUCCCGGAGCCCGUUCCUCGUCAGUGUUUUCUUCAAGCGUGCCUACACAUUCGCACCUACUGGAGGCCAAGAAGCACAGCUAUUUGUCGAAGAAAGAGCGCGAGGCCAUGCGGGAGGAAGAGCGGAGUUUACUCCGAGAUAACAAUCUGCUACCACCGAAGCAUCCCCGAAGAGGAAGUGAAGGUCUGCUUCCCGGAGGGUUAGCAAGGAAAUGGUCAAUAUCUGUACUGCGAAAAGUUAAGAGUGGCCCGGCGGAUGAGGAGGCAGCGCAUGACGAGCCAUCGGAACGGACGGCGCUCCUAGGAGAGAACCUGGAUCUGCCCUACGGGGGUCUCGAUACGCCGAAAACCAUUCAAAAGAAGUGGAAUGAGGCAGUUGCGGCAGGGAAGAUUACCACGACAUGGCGCCGAGAAGCGAAGGUUUUAGCGCGGUCUUCUGCACCCCUUAUCUUGACUUUCUUACUACAGUACUCGCUUCCGGUCGCGAGUAUUUUUACAGUGGGUCACAUAGGGAAGGUUGAAUUGGGAGCUGUGAGUCUGGCGAGUAUGACGGCUUCAAUUACUGGUUAUGCCGUGUACCAGGGUCUCGCAACCUCGCUCGAUACUCUGUGCGCUCAAGCUUACGGCUCGGGUCGUCCGCAUCUCGUGGGCCUCCAGCUACAGCGCAUGCUCUACUUCCUCUGGCUUAUCACGAUUCCGAUCGCAAUAAUAUGGGCCUGCGGAACACAGCUGUUAUCUCUAAUCGUCCCCGAAAAAGAAACGGCUCGCCUAGCUGGGCUUUAUCUGAAGAUCCUCAUUGCAGGCGCCCCUGGAUAUGCCGCUUUUGAAGGCGGCAAACGCUAUCUACAAGCACAGGGCCUCUUCAGCGCUACCAUGUACAUCCUUCUUAUAUGCGCCCCUCUGAAUGCCCUCAUGAACUAUCUGUUUGUCUGGCGCCUGGGGUGGGGCUUCGUCGGAGCACCUAUCGCGGUCGCUAUCACCGAGAACAUCCUUCCGCUGCUCCUGUUUCUCUACGUUCGCUUUAUCGACGGGUACCAAUGCUGGGGCGGAUUCGAUCGCCGAGCGCUCAGGAACUGGACGCCGAUGAUCAAGCUAGCGCUCCCGGGCCUGGUUAUGGUUCUCGCCGAAUUCCUCGCUUUCGAGAUCCUCACCCUCUCCUCCAGCUGGCUUGGCCCGACUCCACUGGCCGCUCAAAGUGUGCUUGGGUCGAUCACCGGUAUCACGUUCCAAAUUCCCUUCCCUAUGAGCGUGGCCGCCUCGACCCGCAUUGCAAAUCUAAUCGGUGCCACACUUGCAGUUCCAGCGAAGACCGCCGCAAAGGUUGCCAUGGCGUUCGCAGUGGUGGUCGGAAUCUUCAACCUGCUCCUCCUGUCGCUCCUACGCGAGUUCAUCCCUAGGCUGUUCACACCGGAUCCGGAGGUUAUCGACCUGGUGGCGAGAUUGCUCCCACUUUGCGCAGCCUUCCAGCUAUUCGACGCGCUGGCCGCGAACUGUAACGGUAUUCUGCGUGGUCUAGGUAGACAAGAAAUUGGAGGCUAUGUUGGCCUGUUUGCGUACUAUGUCGUUGGACUGCCGAUCAGUUUUGGAACCGGAUUUGGAGCGAAGUGGGGGCUCUAUGGGCUGUGGAGCGGACCGGCGAUUGCGCUUGGUAUUGUAGCUGCGAUCGAAGGUGUAUUCAUCUACAAGACAAGCUGGGAAAAAGCGGUCGAGGCGGCUGAAGCGAGGAACAUUAUGGACGAACGCCGCACAUAGAUCUUCUCGGAAAAAUUGAUACAGCCCAUUAAAACUACCAGGAGAUGGCGAAUUAGACUUGAUGCGUUUGCAUCGAGAUGGGAGUAAGUGAUUUUAAUGAACAUGGUAUAUAAUAGCUUUGCAUUGAGCAAGCGAACUUCUAGGCGUUGGAAUCGAUAC
This is a messenger RNA of Trematosphaeria pertusa, 2193 nucleotides long. RefSeq names its product MATE efflux family protein. Bases 139 to 2034 code for a protein of 631 amino acids. The record is from RefSeq and is a predicted model, not a curated record. The transcript has 3 exons. Gene Ontology annotation, cellular component: membrane. Gene Ontology annotation, molecular function: antiporter activity; xenobiotic transmembrane transporter activity. Lineage: Eukaryota; Fungi; Ascomycota; Dothideomycetes; Pleosporales; Trematosphaeriaceae. Gene Ontology annotation, biological process: xenobiotic detoxification by transmembrane export across the plasma membrane.